This is a messenger RNA of Chaetomium strumarium, 2321 nucleotides long. Its product is annotated as NUC091 domain-containing protein. The record is from RefSeq and is a predicted model, not a curated record. The transcript is spliced from 4 exons. The coding region runs from base 177 to 2069 and encodes 630 amino acids. Gene Ontology annotation, cellular component: nucleolus. Gene Ontology annotation, molecular function: GTP binding. Lineage: Eukaryota; Fungi; Ascomycota; Sordariomycetes; Sordariales; Chaetomiaceae.
CUUCAUUAAGCUUGCUUCGUCUUCUUCCCCGGUCCUUCUCAGCCUUUUUUUUCUUCGUCUUCCACCAUCCGCUUCCCCCGCGGAAGACCGCUGCGAUCCUCCAUCGCAGGCCGGGACCUUUCUUUUAUUUGUUUCUUCCAGAUUUCGGUCUUGAUUGGCGUUAAGCAAUCUUCAAUAUGGGGACCGGAAAGAAGGAGAAAACCCGCAUUGAGCGGCAGGGCAAGGUCACGGGUGACCCCAAGGUUAAGGGCGAGAACUUCUAUCGCUCGGCCAAGAAGAUCAAGACCCUCAAUAUGUACAAGGAUGGCAAGGCCAUUCGGAACAAAGAGGGCAAGAUUGUCAAGGCCGCCUCGUAUCAGAGCAAGGAGGUCCCAAAAGCUGUCAUCGAGCCGAACAGGAGAUGGUUCACCAACACUAGAGUCAUCUCCCAAGAUACGCUCAAGUCGUUUAGGGAGGCAAUCGCGGAGAAGGAGAAGGACCCGUACUCGGUCUUGCUCAAGAGUAACAAGCUCCCCAUGGGUUUGAUUCGGGAUGGUCCCAGCCUCCAGGAUGGACUCAAGAAGCACCAGGCGAAGAUGACGGUCGAGAGCGAGCCGUUCGCGGAGGUCUUUGGGCCUAAAGCACAGAGGAAACGACCAAAGCUCAGCUUCAACACAGUGGACGAGCUUGCCGGCCACAGCGAGCAAAGCCUCGACUCGUAUCAAACGCGUCUAGAGGAAAUCAAACUGCUCAAUGGCACUGCAGGGUCUUCAGCUGGAGACGGCGAUGCCCUGGUAGAGGAAGACUUUAGUGUCGCGACGGCUAAGGAGGCCAUCUUCAGCAAGGGCCAGUCCAAGCGGAUCUGGAAUGAGCUUUACAAGGUGAUCGACUCAUCAGAUGUGAUCCUCCAUGUAAUAGAUGCCCGGGAUCCGCUUGGGACAAGAUGUCGGCACGUUGAGAAGUAUCUUGCAGCCGAAGCUCCACACAAGCAUCUCGUUUUUGUCCUGAACAAAAUUGACCUUGUCCCGUCCAGCACAGCGGCCGCCUGGAUCCGAGUGCUUCAGAAGGACCACCCCACCUGCGCGAUGAGAUCGAGUAUCAAGAACCCGUUCGGACGUGGUUCGUUGAUCGACCUUCUCAGGCAGUUCAGCAUCCUCCACAAAGAUCGCAAACAAAUCAGUGUCGGCUUGAUUGGUUACCCGAAUGUCGGCAAGUCGAGUAUCAUCAACGCCCUCCGCGGCAAGGCGGUCGCUAAGGUUGCACCCAUUCCCGGUGAAACCAAGGUCUGGCAAUACGUCACACUGAUGAAGAGAAUCUACCUGAUCGACUGUCCAGGUAUUGUGCCACCUAACCAGCACGAUACUCCGCAGGAUCUACUGCUCCGCGGCGUUGUCCGUGUUGAGAACGUUGAGAACCCUGAGCAAUACAUUCCCGCUGUCCUCAAGAAAGUCAAAACACACCACAUGGAGAGGACAUAUGAGCUCAAGGGUUGGAAAGACCACAUAGAGUUCCUCGAGCUCCUGGCCAGGAAAUCCGGCAGGCUGCUCAAAGGCGGCGAACCGGAUGUUGACGGAGUCGCCAAAAUGGUUCUCAACGACUUUAUGCGAGGCAAGAUCCCGUGGUUUACGCCUGCUCCUGCGAUGGAGGAAGGUGACGAGCCUGUCAUCGAAGGCAGGCAAGGCCGCCUUGGCGAAAUGCCACUAAAACGGAAACGCGAAGAAAAUGAAAGUGUCGCGGACACUACGUUGGCUGGCUCAAUCGUAGCAGCCGGCGAGGAAGACGAAGAGUCCGAAGAGGAAGAGGACGACGAUUUCUCAGGCUUCUCAAGUGACAGCGAGUCCGAGCAAGGAGAUGCCCCUGGAGCAACAGCUCAAAAGGACGGUGCGGAAGAUAUGAUACCCCUAGGCGACUCGAGUGAUGGAGAGGAGGAUAAGGAAGGAUCUGAGGAUCAGGGCGGCUCGGAUGGUGGCAGUGAGGAAGUAAACGGCGAAAUCGAGUCUGACGUUGACAUCGAAGGAGCUAGUGACGUCCUACCGUCAGAAGACGAGUCAGAACCACCGGCACCGAAGAAGCGGAAGAAGGCCAGGUAGUUGUCCGGCCGACGGCCGAAAAUACAACUGCGAGGAACUGCGCACAGCCUCGGAACAUCCGUUUCCCGUGCAAUGUUGUGCAAUCCUGUGCCUGAUGCCUCGGUGACACGAUCCAUCAUUUGCUCCCUUAGCCUUGCUCUUCUGGCGCGUUAGGGGCCAUCAAGACGUUCUCUACUUCGGCCGUUGCUCCUUGAGCGAAUCGAACCCAGUGAAGUCUAACAGACCCGUUGCCGAUAUAACCCCCCCCCCCCC